UUAGAAGUACGAGUCACUGCAGGGUGUGGGGCUCGAGCACAGAUAGUCGACGCGAAGGUUUAGGGGCGGAGUUAUUCAGUUACGUCACUCUAUCCUUCAGGCUGUGUUUUAUGUCAGCUGGACUUCUCUUGCUACCCGCCCGAAGAGUUGUGUGUUUUUGUUGUUUUUUUUCUCUUGGGUUUCUUUUUUUUUCUUGGCUCAAGUGAGGCUCGACUUGAAUGAAAGUUUAUCAAGUUGGAGAUUUGCUUAAAAGUGGUUGGCAAUCAUGGGACUGCAUCCCCUGGAGUUUAGUGACUGCUACCUGGAUAGCCCUUGGUUCAGGGAAAGGUUAAGAGCUCAUGAGCAAGAGUUGGACAGGACGAAUAAAUUUAUCAAGGAACUGUUGAAAGAUGGAAAAGCGCUGAUUGCUGCAGAAAAAAAUCUAUCAGUAGCUCAGCGGAAGUUUGCACAUUCACUUAGUGAUUUUACAUUUGAGUUUAUUGGUGAUGCAGAGACUGAUGAUGAAAGAUGCAUAGAUGAGUCACUGCAGGAAUUUGCUAUAUUCUUAAAAACCCUUGAAGAACAAAGAGAGCUGAUGGCACUUAACUUUGGAGAGAUAUUAAUCAAACCAUUAGAAAAAUUUAGAAAGGAACAACUGGGAGCUGUCAAGGAAGAGAAGAAGAAAUAUGAUAAAGAGACAGAGAAGUACUACAGUUCCCUUGAGAAACACUUAAACUUGUCUGCAAAGAAGAAAGAGACUUUUCUCCAAGAGGCAGAUGUACUGAUUGAACAGAUUCGACAUCACUUCCACGAAGUGUCUCUUGAAUAUGUUUGUAAGAUGCAAGAAAUCCAAGAACGUAAGAAAUUUGAGUUUGUGGAACCACUGCUGGCUUUCUUUCAAGGAAUUUUCACAUCCUAUCAUCAAGGUUAUGACUUGACCAAAGACUUCAAUCACUACAAAACUCAGCUGCAAAUCAACAUUCAAAAUACAAGAAACCGCUUUGAAGGUACCAGGUCUGAGGUACUAGAGCUUAUGAAAAAAAUCAGAAAAUCCCCAGAGGAACAUAAAAAAGCAAGUCCUUUUGCAAUUGAAGAUUAUGUUUAUAUCCAGGAAAAACGGCCUGCUCCAUUUGGCUCCAGUUGGGUGAAGCAUUAUUGCAUGUACAAGAAGGAUGGUAAAAAGUUAACCAUGGUACCAUUUGACCAGAGGUCUGGAGGAAAGAUUGGAGAGAUGGAUUGUCUUACUCUUAAGUCAUGUGUCAAAAAAAAUACAGAUGCGAUUGACAAGCGUUUUUGUCUGGAAAUAGAAGUUGCAGACAGACCUAGUACUGUCAUCACUGUGCAAGCCUUCUCAGAAGAUGCCAGAAAGUUAUGGAUGGAAGCCUUGGAUGGAAAAGAGCAAGAAAGUGCACCAAGCAGAAGCAGUAUGAGAAGAGAAGGACAUGCACAGUUGGACAACCUUGGAUUUACCAUAUUAAGAAAAUGCAUUAGUGCUGUGGAAAACAGAGGUAUAAGUGAGCAGGGGUUAUACAGAGUUGGAGGAGUCAGUUCAAAAAUUCAGCGGCUUCUGAAUUUACUAAUGGAUGAAAAGACCUGCUCUGAAGUGAAUUUGGAAAAUCCAGACGACUGGGAAAUCAAAACAAUUACUAGUGUUUUGAAACAAUAUUUAAGAAGCCUUCCUGAACCCCUGAUGACUCACAGAUUAUAUCGUGAAUUCAUCAUGCCUGUCAAAAGUGGUGAUCCGGAAUCACGAAUCAAUAAUAUCCAUUUCUUGGUUCAUACACUGCCAGAAAAGAACAGAGAGAUGUUGGACAUACUGAUAAAGCAUUUAGUCAAUGUCUCAAAUAAUGCAAAAAAGAAUCUCAUGACAGUAGCAAACUUGGGAGUGGUGUUUGGGCCAACACUGAUGAGGCCACAAGAAGAAACGGUUGCUGCUAUAAUGGAUCUCAAGUUCCAGAAUAUUGUUGUGGAAAUCCUAAUAGAAAACUAUGAAAAGAUCUUUAAAACAAUGCCAAGUGAAACCAAUCCUCAGCCUAUUUCCCCGCCGCAUGCUCCUCCACGGCAGUCUCGGAGACAGAAGAAUAAACGGCCCCUUGCUGUUUAUAACCUGACUCUCAGCCUGGAAAAUGACAAGACUAAGGAAUGGAAAUGGGAGUACAGAACUGAGAUAACAAGGAGAAACAAGCAGAGGGUAGAACACAAGCUGUCCAAGCUUUUACCUUCUACUAAGCUGCUUAACUCUGACAAGGACAACAGAACCACAGAAAGAUUGGAUAAGAAGGUGUACACUGCUGCUACUCUGACAUUUAGGGCUGUGAAUUACCAGACCCAUAUGACCAGUUCUGUGGUUCAUUUUCCAGUUGAGGUGCCUUCUCUGCAGAGGUUGCAUGCCUUCCUUAUAUCUUCUUGCUUUUUCAGUGUACAUCAAGUUUCCUCCUACAUUCCACAGACAUGCAGUGCAAACCAGGCUUCUUCAACUGCAUCUUGGAUGAAUCCACAGAUUCCAUCCACACCUACCUCACCAGCUUCACCUGCCUUCUUCUCUAGUGCCACAACAACAGAAGAUUGCAAGUUAACACCAAGUUUCAAAACAAAAAGAGCAAGAGCAGUGUUCCCUUGUAAAGCUGAGCACAACUCUGAAUUAUCCUUUGCAAUAGGAGCUAUAUUUGAAGAUGUCCACUUCUCAAGGGAACCAGGAUGGUUGGAAGGAACACUUGAUGGCAAAACUGGACUUAUACCAGAGAAUUAUGUUGAGUUUCUUUAGUGAAGCAACUUUACAAUCUACAGCAUGUACAUGGUAUCCAUGGACUUUCUUUACUCACCUUGUUGUGACUCUAUUGAUGAAAACUGUCACUUGGACUGAGAUAACCUGUGGUAUUAAAUCCUUUGUAAGGACAGAACCUGCUGCCAAGAACCAUCCAACAUUAUUUUAUGUGCCUUUAGUGAUAGUCAUUGUACACUGAUGAUGGAGGAGGGUACAGCAGUUUGACAAAGGAAGUACUCCAGGAAAACUGACACCACAUGCCUGCAUUGUAAAAAAGUUUUUAAUGUAAAUGGACUACAGGUGCUGUAUUUAACAAAAAAAGUUCUUAGAUUAUUUUCAUAAAACAGAACGCUUUAAGAAUUCAGAAGAGAAUAAUUCUGCCUUUAGUCACCAUUGUACAGAACCAUGAACAUUUCAGCACUGUUUGGUCUUUAAUCAAAAGAGUAGAGACUGAACAGAAGUUAGUACAUACCACUGCUGCAUGAUAUACCAUAGCAGCAUAUAACGAUUGUCUUCCUUACCAUCAUCCUUUGACCUUCUUUAUCCUGACACACAGAAACGAUGCUUUGGUGUGAUAAAAGAAAUGUUGCAAUGUAAGCUUUCAAGUGCAUCACAGUUUAUUUUAAUUAAUUAAUUUCUGCCUCUCUUUUUAUGCUGGAAAUUCAGUUUGUCUUUCAAGCUGCUGUUUCUGAAUCCAGAGGCUUUUUAAAGCAUCUUUGUAGUUACGAAAAUGUGCCAGUGUCUUUGCAAAUUAUGUCUGUUUGCUUUCAGUGUGGCCAUGUGUGCAUGCAAGUUUUUUUCAGUGGCCCAGUGGACAGUAAGUUAAUCAUGUGCUCCACUGCUGAAUACAUGUCAGGAAGGGAAUCAUUGAAGUCCAGUAACUGUUGUGAUUUGUGUUUCCUGUGUUGCCACCAAAAUUUUGUCUGCUGUGAGUUUCUUGUUUUCUCAGAUGCUGAUACCUAAAAUAAAAAGGUUGAAGAAGGUGCAGAAAGUCAGUCUUGUUAUUACCUGUACAGUGUAUUGGUGGCUCCUUUUUAGCAUAGUCUUUGGCAAUUUAAAAGGCUGUUUUGAUGCAGGAUAUCAUGGGAGGUAUUUCCUAAUGUGGACACUGAUGAGCAAAAUUCUAAACUGUCGUCAGCUGUAAGUGUUAUAUUGGAUUGGAGGAGGAUGGUAUUUAAGAAGUUAGAUCACUGAUGUGCCCUGAAUGUCAUCAAGCUGGAAAGGACACCUCAGAUGACAGAACCUCUGUUUAGUUGGCACAAGAGGACCCAACUCUGUUAUUAGGCAGUUAUACGAUGUUAUUGGCUUUACUAAUAUAAAGAAGGUGUAGAAGUGUGAAAAUUCAUUAAAAUUUUUUGAAAUCAUAGAACACUUCCUUACCAAGAGUCAUUACUUCUCUCCUUUUGUACAUAAAAAACAGUCAUAGAAAGUUCCAGCUCCUCCAAUCAGCUCCUUUCCACUGCUUUUCUGUGGUAGCCAAUUCAGGUCACAUACCAAAAUACAUUUUUUGGUCCCCUCGGACCUCCGUGUUACCUGCCUAGCCCCCAGUACCCAAUGUCCAUACUAGAUCUACCAGCUACUCUUCAACUCCCUGAACUUGAUGUGUAUUUGCUGGGGAAGGUCAUGGAUCCUGAAAAUGUCCUGGUGCUUAGCUAAGCUGUGCUUCCAUGUGGUGGAAAUUUUGUUUAGGAUCUACCCAUUCCAUUUGCCUACCCCCUAGGGAGUGUAUUAAUGAGCACCUCCCACCUGGGAUGGGGGCGACCAUCCCUUCCCUGUGCCUAAGCCACUGAUCAGAACCAGGUAGGCUGGACUGUAGUCAGGGUUUUAUCCUGCUAUGCCACCGAGCAGUUUCACAUACUGAAAUAUUAAUCUCUGUGUACACUACAUGAAAGGACUACAUAGAACGUACUGGAUGGCCUUAGAGAAUAGGCUAAUUUCACAUGUUAAAUAUCAUCUGUAGAUUUAAGCUUAACUAUUUCAGAUUUCUAUAAUGGUGCAAGUAUACAGA
Messenger RNA from Protopterus annectens (West African lungfish), 4751 nucleotides. RefSeq names its product Rho GTPase activating protein 10 (gene ARHGAP10). The coding region runs from base 266 to 2743 and encodes 825 amino acids. The record is from RefSeq and is a predicted model, not a curated record. Gene Ontology annotation, biological process: signal transduction. Gene Ontology annotation, molecular function: GTPase activator activity; protein binding. Gene Ontology annotation, cellular component: cytoplasm. The transcript is spliced from 25 exons. Lineage: Eukaryota; Metazoa; Chordata; Ceratodontiformes; Protopteridae.